AUGUUGACUUCAUCGACAGACAGUUCCUCUUCUUCGAGCGUCUCCUCCGAGGUGCACUCACCAGACCAACACCCAUCACCGCCACCGGUCUUUAUCCGUACUUUCUCGCCGAAUUCCCGCCGCCGGAACGCCAUGCCAGUCAAGUACCCUCGGUUUUAUUCGUCCCCCAUGGACCAAGAACCCGACUCAACCCCUCUUCAAGUCUACGGCCUCGAACAACGAGAGCCCUCCAUCUACGGCGGCAAACCACCCAAGCUCCUCCGCCGAGUCUCGCAUGUCCUCGGCGACAUCCGCGAAGACUUCACACUUCAAUUAGAGACUCGUCAAACCCUCAAGCGGCGUUCAACUGUCUACUCGGACGGACCCGGAUUCAGCAUUCCUCCUUCACUCCCGGAAGUCCCAAUGACAUCCCACGGACCUCCGCGGUCGCGACCGAUGUCCAUCAUCUCCUUCGAUAACUGGUCCGCACCGACACGAGGAAUGAGCCAGCGUAUUUCGCGGCGGCUUUCGGUCUUCUCUUCGCGGGGCAAGGCGCCCAGCUCCAAAGCAGCCAGCAUCUCCUCCCCGAAUCUGAUCGGCUCAUCGACUCAAUACGGAAACAGCAGCCAAGAUUCCCUCUAA
Penicillium bovifimosum is the source of this 621-nucleotide messenger RNA. RefSeq lists its product as uncharacterized. The coding region runs from base 1 to 621 and encodes 206 amino acids. The record is from RefSeq and is a predicted model, not a curated record. The transcript has a single exon. NCBI's taxonomy places the organism in Eukaryota, Fungi, Ascomycota, Eurotiomycetes, Eurotiales, Aspergillaceae.